Manihot esculenta (cassava) is the source of this 823-nucleotide messenger RNA. Its product is annotated as PITH domain-containing protein At3g04780. The transcript has 8 exons. NCBI's taxonomy places the organism in Eukaryota, Viridiplantae, Streptophyta, Magnoliopsida, Malpighiales, Euphorbiaceae. Bases 123 to 653 code for a protein of 176 amino acids. The record is from RefSeq and is a predicted model, not a curated record.
UGAUCUUUGUCCUGACACCAACAGAGCUCUUUCUCUUUGAGCUGCGUGUGUUUCUCCACCUUCCCUCUCCCAAGCAAUAUCCCUCUUCUUUACACUCUCAUUAAGCACUUCAAUUCAAAACCAUGUCUGCAGAAUCAGCCAGUGCAAUUCAAAGAAGCCAAGUUGAUCUAGUAGACUUUGUUGAUUGGUCCGGAGUUGAAUGCCUUAAUCAAAACUCCAGCCAUUCCCUACCCAAUGCUCUCAAACAGGGAUAUAGAGAAGAUGAUGGGUUGAAUCUAGAGAGUGAUGCAGAUGAGCAGUUGUUGAUCUAUAUACCUUUCACUCAAGUUGUUAAACUGUACUCUGUCGUUGUCAAAGGACCUGAAGAAGCAGGUCCUAAGACUGUAAAGCUUUUCUCAAACAAGGAGCAUAUGGGAUUUAGCAAUGUCAAUGACUUUCCUCCUAGUGACACUGCAAUUUUAUCACCAGAUGAUCUUAAGGGAAAACCGGUAGUCUUGAAGUAUGUUAAGUUUCAGAACGUUCGCAGUCUGACAUUAUUCAUUGAAGAUAACCAGUCAGGUUCUGACAUCACCAAAGUCCAAAAGAUUGCUCUAUUUGGGACAAUGGUGGAAACAACAGACAUGAAGGGCUUGAAGAAGAUUGAGGAUCAUUAACAGUGAACGGUUGCUAAAAGGAUCAUUAACAGUGAACGGCUGCUAAGAAAGUGCUUAAGUUUUUUCUCAUUUAUGUUUUUCUAAGAACCUAGUUUGAUGCCUGAAAAGUUUAUGGCUGUUUUUUCAACCUUUCUCCUGGAAAUCUAGCAAAUAUACCUAGACUUCUGUCA